Messenger RNA from Chroicocephalus ridibundus (black-headed gull), 2584 nucleotides. RefSeq lists its product as uncharacterized. Gene Ontology annotation, cellular component: endoplasmic reticulum. The transcript has 7 exons. Bases 614 to 1210 code for a protein of 198 amino acids. The record is from RefSeq and is a predicted model, not a curated record. NCBI's taxonomy places the organism in Eukaryota, Metazoa, Chordata, Aves, Charadriiformes, Laridae.
GGAAGCGCCCGCCCGGGCGCGGAGGCGGGGAGGGGCGGCCCACGCGUGGGCUCGGCGGCGGGGGCUGCGGGGCCGGCCUGCGGGAGCGGCCGCUCGCCCCGGCGCCGCUCUCGCCCGUCCACGCGUGCACGGCCACAGCCGGCGCUGCCCCGGCGGCGGGCGGGCUCCGCGGGGGGACCCGGGCGCUGCGGGCAGCUCUGCCCCGCCAGAGCCCCGGGCGUCGCUAAUUCUCCUGUCCCGACCCCCACGCGGUCGCCCGGUGGCGUUUCCACAAAGGAAACUUGGUCGCAUCCUGUGGCGUGGUUAGCCCCUAACUCGGCCGGCAUGUAAGGAAGACUACCUGACUACUUUGACAACAUAAAAGCUGCAGUCUAAGGAACUAUUUUGCCAGCCCUCUCCCAUUUUUCCAAACAGCAGCACUGUGAUCCAGUGUAUUGGAAGGUCAUCUAACCGAAUAGGACUGAAACAGCUGAACGUCACUGGAGAUGCUUUAACAUUAGUGGAGGUCUCCCAUGUUGAAACAGGAACUCUGUUUGCUAAACACCAGGAAAUACAAGAAGAUUUGGAAGAAAUCAGCAAUCUAAAGGGAUCCGAAUAUUCAUUCCAAACAACUAUGGAAGAGCUUGAGGAAAAUCAGAAAGAUAAUCAACUUACUUUACAGGAACUCCAGAAUAAUAAUAACAAGAAGCAGCUGCAUGAGAAGAUGCAGGGAGCCAUCAGAGACAUGACAACAUCAUCUUUCAUCUCAGACAGUAAAACAGAGAGCAUGGAUGCUAAGUGUCACAUGGCAUAUUUGGACAUGAAUGGAGGAACUAGUGCUUUGCCGUCAGAAGUAUCCACCAAUGCAGAGGAGCUGGAACAGCUCUGUGGCAAGCAGGUCACAGCAGCUGAUAUUGAGCUUGAGAGGAUGAGGUGGGAUUUUGUGCUGGCUAAACUGAAAUAUGAACAUGAGGAUAAUGAAAAGCAAAGGCUUCAUGAAGAGAGAAUGGAGCAGAUUCAUCAACAGGCAGUAAAAAGACCGGCUGAGAAGAGGCGACGAGGAGAAAGGAAGAUCUGGCCAGAAGAUCGUCCACUGGAAAUGAGUCCCAGCGCUGCGAAGCUCAGCGGCUCAAAGGCGCCCCGGCGGAGCGCGGCCAAGCGCAUCAGCGAGACCCUGGGCUGUCACAGCGCCUCUUGGCGCUGCCGGGACGCGGGACACCACGCCGUUUAGCAACACGCCGACCGCUUCAGCAGCUCCCUCGGCUUGCCGGCAAGCCCCGGCUGCCUCCGGACAACCCGAGAGGGCGGCGGGCGGCCGCCCGGGGAGCAGCCGCUCGGCGGCGGCACGGCAGCGGCGACAGCCCCGCCCCGGUCCGCCCCCCCACCCCACGGCCGCCGCAGGGCAGGGCAGGGCAGGGCAGGCUGCUCUUAGGGGCAGGUUGAGAGCACGGGGAGCGACAGCCGAAGGGAGAUCACUGGACGUCCGUGGGACAAAGAAACCUUGGAGAGCUUCAGGGGCUAGUAUUACAGGAGCUACCCUCAGCGCCUCAGACAGGAAUACACUGUUGAAAUGGAAGCAGCAGCCUGAACCCUAGGACGUGUUUCAGAAGGGCCGUUUGCAGGGCAUUCGCUCUCCAUCUGAGGAAAGCUGGGUAAACUCUACGAACCGUUGGUGGUACGGACCUUUGGCAGGCUGCUUCCCAGCUCUCAAAUACGGAUGAAAUUUCUUCGGGAUAUGGACUACAGCCUACCUGUGUCUUGCUAAGUCUGCAAAUUGCACUGGCAAAUUGCAGCACCUCAUUUGGACCCAAAAUUUCCAUAGGAUUAAUAGAAGGAGGUGAGCCUAAAGUCUGAGCUACCCACCCAGCAAUGCCUGUUCCUUUCUCUUAACUAUUAAGAAACACAAGCUCUUAACAAAGGCAUUUCAAUUAAGUGCCUAAAAUUAGUUGGGCUGAAUCAGGUUUACACCUUUUAUUCACUUGAUGUAAUGUUGUAAUAGUGGAGGAUGAAAAGAGUUAUUUAUAGAGGGAAUUUCUACACUUACAUCCUGAUUAGAAUGCAGGAGACCGAUACUUUGUUACUUCAUGUGCAAGUAAUUGUCACAUCUCCUUGAAAUCCUCCAGGAGGUAAGACAAGAGGAAUAUAUCCAAAAUGACAGUUUUCAUUUUGUAGUUAAAGGAGACAUGUGCUAUGAGGGGCAUUUCGUUCUCCCUUUGAGGUUUUGCAAGAAUUAGUUUAUUUAUAUUUUGUUCUAGAAAGGAUGUUUACUUGCUAGUCAUUAGGCCAGAUUAAAAAAAAGUGCAGCUGCUUAUAUUCGUUAUCCCGUCUACAGAAGCUUCCAAAUUCUGAAAGCUCUCUGCUGCUUCUUUCUUCUUAGCAGUGCCACCACAGUGACAUCCUAAGGCACUUGCUUCACAGUUAGGGAUAGAAAUUUACACCCCAGCUUUUGAAAGUGUACCUUAUUGCUAGCAUUCUGCAUCAGAGUUUUGGCGUACAUGUGCAAAGGCAGUUUGCAUGUAUGUUACUGUACCUGCACAUACAGCAUGCAUCUGUACUACUUGCUAGCAGAGGACUGAUUUUCAUGGCUUUUGGAAGAGCUAUUAGU